Mauremys mutica (yellowpond turtle) is the source of this 2291-nucleotide messenger RNA. RefSeq names its product mitochondrial calcium uniporter regulator 1 (gene MCUR1). The coding region runs from base 303 to 1070 and encodes 255 amino acids. NCBI's taxonomy places the organism in Eukaryota, Metazoa, Chordata, Testudines, Geoemydidae. The record is from RefSeq and is a predicted model, not a curated record. Gene Ontology annotation, cellular component: mitochondrion; mitochondrial inner membrane. The transcript has 9 exons. Gene Ontology annotation, biological process: calcium import into the mitochondrion; positive regulation of mitochondrial calcium ion concentration.
AAUGGGUUGGUAACGGAAUUAGGAAGCCGGGGCGCAGGGAUUUGAGGCGACAGCCCUAGCACCGCCCUCAGGCGGAGGGUGACGCGACCGGGGCCAGGCUUCCGCUGUGCUUGGUCCUCCUGCUCCAGCCGCCAGGGCGGGGAGACGGCCGCUCCGUCACCUCACGUGACAGCCUCGCGCCCGCGCCGUCGCCGUCGCCUUGGAGACUGGAAGCAGCCGCGCUUCCUUCGCACGCUGCGGGCCCAGGCGCGCCCGCUAGUAACCGCCGCCUCGCGCCGCCAGGGGAUGCGGCCCCCGGCGCCAUGCUCUGGAGUAAAGGCAUCAGCGGGCUCGGCGCUGCCGCCGCCGCCGCCGCCGCGGGGACCGGCCGCCUGCGCCAUUGCGGCCCGCGCGGGGACCGGGACUUAAGCAUCUCUGCGGCAUCAUCUUUACAAACUCACAGUGUCAAGGGGAAAUUUUCCUUAUCGGGGAGUAGAAAGCUAUUCUUUGACACCCAUGCUCUAGUGUGCCUGUUGGAAGAAAAUGGGUUCACUACUCAGCAAUCAGAGAUCAUUGUAUCCGCGUUAGUGAAAAUUAUGAACACCAACAUGGAUGUGAUUUACAAGGACAUGGUCACCAAAGUACAGCAGGAAAUCACUCUUCAGCAAAUAAUGUCUCAUAUUGGUGGUGUGAAAAAGGAUAUGAUUAUUUUAGAAAAGAGUGAAUUUUCAGCACUCCGAGCUGAAAAUGAGAAAAUAAAACUUGAACUCUAUCUGCUAAAGAAGCAAGUAAUGGAUGAAGUUACCAAAGUUCGUGCAGAUAACAAAUUAGGCUUCAAUCUGGAGAAGAGCAGAGUAAAAGAACUGUAUUCAAUUAAUGAAAAAAAACUGCUGGAAAUAAGGACAGAAAUAGUGGCAAUGCAUGCACAACAAGACCGAGCUCUAACUCAAACAGAUAGGAAAAUAGACACAGAAGUUGCAGGACUGAAAACCAUGUUGGAAUCACACAAACUUGAUAAUAUUAAAUACUUAGCAGGUUCAGUAUUUACAUGUCUUACUGUAGCACUGGGAUUUUAUCGUCUGUGGAUAUAAUAAAGCAUCUGUUUAAAAGAACUUGUGCCUCUCUUGCCUUAUGAAAAUCAAGGAUGUUUUCUCCAGGCUUCAAGAAUUCAGUAUUCACUUUAAAGCGAGUCGAUACUAUUUUAUUUAUAGUUAUUUUUUAAAAUAAUCUAUAUUGAAAAUGUAACCAAAAUGUGCCUGGGAAUAAAUAUAGGGAGAAGAUUACCUCUGGUACAAACCAGGCAUAGUCGACACAGCUCUGCCAAGUCCCCUCAAUCUUGACCGGCAACAUCCUUUUCCUAUUGUAAUUUUAGAGCCUACGUUAAGCAGACUGCACGUUAUACCAAAUGGUGUAGUGACUGUGUGAUGUGUCAAAGAAUCCACUAGGAAUUAUAUGCCAGACUCUGCCAAGAUAUGCAUGUGCAAUAGCAGUUAUAUGUAUCAGAACAGAAUUUGGUCAUACAUUUAAAAUCUCCAAAUGUAUUUAAUUAGUGAUCUUAUGGAAAUUUUGGACCUAGCCUUUGGAGUGAAACACUACUGGAUUAAUGCACAGCCCACACACUUCCUCUUUGUUAAUAAAAUGUAUUCAUAUAUUGUAAAGAAAUAUUUUUUCUAUCUGUUAUACUAAUUUUUACAGUGUUGUUUGCAUCAUGGUUUGUUUUCCAAGUUGCCGUCCAAACAAACAAUUAUGUUUCAUGAAAAAGUGUUGUGUAACGAAACAGUGUCUCUAAGACCUCUUUGUUUUUUUACGUAGCAUUUUAAGAACUCACAUUUAGGACACACAAGGUUCUGAAACUCAUUGCACAUGCUAAUUGUAAAUUUUGUACUAAAGCUGGAAUAGAUGUUUGAAGAGCAGUAAGAUCUAAUAGCUGAUAUUAAUCUCUUCUGCAAGCCUAUAUAGAGAUACAAACUGCUCUCUGUCACUGCUUGAUUGAUAGAAGAGAACUGCUUCUUUUACUCUUGAGGUGAGAAUUAAAGCUGAUUAGUUCUCUUCUAGGGAGGAAAGAGCAAUUGGCUAUCACUUACUAGAGUGACAGCCUUAGGGCUGUGAUCACUAAGGGAAUGUCUACACUAGCCAUUUCCCCAAAAGUUUCCCACUGGUUCUACAAAUGGUACAGCUCCUCUACUGGUAGCAAUGGUAGGAGCACUAAUGUAGACUAUCCACUGUUUAAUCCUGCACAGAGCAAGGCCAUAUGGAAUGGUAGUUACAAUAUCAAUGCCUUCUCUACAUUAAUGCUUCCACUAAUGGUAGCA